Messenger RNA from Mercenaria mercenaria, 697 nucleotides. RefSeq lists its product as uncharacterized. The coding region runs from base 317 to 697 and encodes 126 amino acids. NCBI's taxonomy places the organism in Eukaryota, Metazoa, Mollusca, Bivalvia, Venerida, Veneridae. The record is from RefSeq and is a predicted model, not a curated record. The transcript has 4 exons.
GUCAGUAAAGCUUAUUUACAUUUCAUCUUCUAACUGAAGCACAAAAAUCUGCAAAUUCAUCACAAUUUUACAUUGAAAAGUAUUCACAGAAAUCAGCAAAUUUGUCAUGAAUUUCCAUUGCAAGUCUUUCACAUUUCAGAUCUUUCACAUUGCAAAUCUCUCACAGAAAUUAGCGUAAGUUUGUCAUGAAUUCACAUUGCAAAUCAUAUUACAAAAGCCUACAAAUUCAUCAUGGUCAAGAUUCUAUAAAAUUUUUUAUGAAAACAUUUGAAUAUUUGUAUCUGAAAAAUAAAGUUUUGCACACUUUGUAUUUCAGAUGAGAUUUGAGAGUAUACAGGACCUGUCCAUGCAUGAUACAAGCUUACGAACAGGAACAGCAGUGACCCCCAAGUUAGCCCUUAGCCCUUUGACAGCAAAAUUGAGCGGUGGCAUGAAACCCUUACAGACACUCAGAGAGGAACAUCAACGUGAACAAAAACCACUCCUGGACACUGACGAGGAAGAUGAAGACAGCCCUGUGAAAACCAGACCAAAACAACCUGAUUUUAAUUGUUCAGUUCAAAAUCUUAACGACUCCAAAACCUCUUUAAGUGGAGGAAAUGUUGAGUGUAAUGCUGCAGAAAUUUUGAUAAAGUUCAUGAAAUCUGAUCUCACAGAGGAAGAUGAUGAUGACAAGGAUCUGUUAAACUUCACAUAA